Molecule: messenger RNA, 1045 nt
Organism: Maniola jurtina (meadow brown)
Lineage: Eukaryota; Metazoa; Arthropoda; Insecta; Lepidoptera; Nymphalidae
Product: 15-hydroxyprostaglandin dehydrogenase [NAD(+)]-like
Exons: 2
Coding region: 217-972 (251 amino acids)
Cellular component (GO): cytoplasm
Molecular function (GO): oxidoreductase activity, acting on the CH-OH group of donors, NAD or NADP as acceptor
Source: RefSeq, a predicted model, not a curated record
UGAAUAUGGAAGUGCGAUCUUAAUAUCGUGUCGUACGAUCGGAUGGUGUAACGCAAUUUCGCACGCACGUAGAAUAAUCGUUAUAUUUUGAUCAGUUAACUGAAUAAUGAUAAUGGUUUUCCCGUGGCAAACUUAGUUGCAUCGCGUACGUUGUGUAGUGACGACUUUAGCGUGUUUGGUGAUUAAAAGUUAUCAGUUUAGUCAGCUACAGUGAACAUGGCUCAUGACGUGAAGGGAAAAGUUGUGGUUAUAACGGGAGCAGCCGACGGUUUGGGGCUGGCUAUGACCAAAAGCUUCCUACAAAAAGGCGCCAAACUAGUGAUAAGCCUCGAUGUCAACGAGAAAGCCGGAAAAGAAGCCGAAGCAUCUUUGAAAUCUGAAUAUGGAGACGAGAGGGUUGUUUUUUACAAAUGCAACGUCCAAACAGAUUUGGAAGCUAUUUACAACAAAAUCAUUGCUGAAUACAAAAAUGUUGAUCUUCUUAUCAACAAUGCAGGUGUACUUGAUGAACUGAAUAUUAGACGUACAAUAGAAAUCAACACCAUAGCUCUAAUGGAGUGGACCGUACAGUUUUAUGAGCACAUGAGGAUUGACAAAGGGGGGAAAGGAGGAACGAUCAUAAAUGUAUCAUCAAUUUAUGGUUUCAGAGUCUUGCCCUACAGUCCUUAUUACCAUGCAUCUAAAUUCGCUGUGGUUGGAUUCUCGAGAUCUUUGGGUCAUGAAGAUAAUUUCAAAAGAUCUGGUGUUCGUGUACUUACCCUGUGUCCAGGAUUGACACACACAAAUAUGGCUAACGAUCCUCAAAUUAAGGAAGAAGCUAUGGUGCCGCAGUUAAAAGAGUGUUUGUUGGCACAUGACUGGCAAACUCCUGAAGAUAUCGGUAGAGGCACAGUCGAGAUUUUCGAAAACGCCGAUACUGCUACCGUGUGGCUCGUAGAAGGUGCAAGACCAGCUGAGAAAUUGAAGUAUUGAUAAUUUUCUUUACAAAAGGACUAUUUUGUAACUGUCUAUUGUUAAAGAAAUUAAAAUUUUGCGUUAUGAAAUA